AUGGUCUCUAUUGCCACUACCCAUCACACUUCGGGGCUUACGGCCCCCUCCCUCCCUCCCUCCAAAAUGGCUGCACCUUCAUCUUCCCCGGUAUCUAUUCUGAAAUCCUCCAGCCUUAUCGGCAAGAAACGAAAAAUGGAUGAAGUUGAUCGCAGCCUCUCCCCUCCCUCCUCUAUCGAUGGGAUCUCCGAAACUGCCCCUAUCAGCCGCAAGCGACCCCGCGUUACAUUCAAUGAGAGCAUCCAGACGCGCGAAAUCGCCAUCGAUGAACUUCCACCCACGCCGCCAACGACCAUCAAAAGCCUAGCUGUCAUUCGAGAGGAGGUUCGUGGAGCCAUCUAUCGGCAUGUCACAUCCUCGGACACGGAAGGGUACAACCAGAUCAAGGAAAUAUUUGCUGCCGACCCGAGAAAACCAGAUGAUGCAUAUGAAAUGCCAUCACACUCAACCUUGCGAAAUCAUCUUAUGGCCCUGGUCUCACACAUCUCCUCUUUAGACCGCAACUGCAGCAGCCUUGUGUCUGCCAUUCUCGACAGCGAAUGGGUGGGUCGCGAUGAGGCCUAUGUGAAGCUUUUCAUUCGAUUUCUGGGCAACCUCUGCGCUGCGCAAGGUACAUACCUCGCUCUAGUGCUCAAGAUGUUGACCUCAAAACUCACCGGCGUGCCCCAUGGAACCGGUCGACUGCCUGGCUACCCCAUAGUCCAACCAUCCGAGAUCUACCGACGCGUUCACCUGGCCCUGCGACAUGUGACGCGACUUGUGCCAUCAGCCAGUGGAGCACUGUCGCCGAUUUUGUCUCAGCAAUUCCCUUACGAAACCGACCCUGCCAAGUGUUUUAUCGCCUACACUCGAAAUCUUCUCCAGAUUAUUCCCUACAUCCCUGAGCUUCAGGGCGAUAUUCUCUCUGUCAUCACCGAUAAACUGGUUAAAGUGGACGUUCAGAUCCAGAUCGACCUGGAAGAAUUUGAAGAUCUCAUUGGAGAGGAACUGACCCAUCAAUCUUCCCCUGACCCUGACGAGGAGCUUGAAGACGAUGAUGAUUCAGUGCCCAGUGACGAUGAGGAUGAAGAAAACCAACGCGUCCAGUUGAUCAAAGAAAGCAUUCAUAAAGUUGACGGAAUGAUUGACUUGCUCUUCGACUACUACAAGACACCGUUCGAGACUGGCAGCGAGACUGACAAAGAAAACGCUUUGGACCUCCUCCUGAGCCAUUUCCAGAGCAUUAUCCUCCCGACCUACCACUCCCGACACACUCAGUUUCUCCUUUUCCACUUCUCCCAAUGCUCCCCAGCCCUCGUGGAUCGAUUCGCCUCUGCUUGCAUCCAAUUGAUCUUCAACAAGCUGCAGCCAGGUAUCAUGCGCCAGUCAGCUGCCGCAUACCUGGCAAGUUUCGUGGCCCGUGGUGCCCACAUUGCCAGUGAUGUCGUUCGUGAUGUUUUCGACCUGCUGCUCAUGCACCUGAACACCAUGCGCCGGGAUUAUGAGAAUGGCUGCCGCGGCCCUGACCUUCGUCGCUACGCUCCAUUCUACUCAACCGCGCAGGCUAUCCUCUAUAUCUUCUGCUUCCGCUGGCGUGACCUGACCAAUGCAUCCAUUGAAGGAGACAGCAUUGAGCAGAUCGAGGAACUGGAACCGAGCCAGAUCACGUUCCCGCCGAAUGUCAAGGAAUUCCUGCACAAGGCGAUCUACUCGCGACUGAACCCUCUGAAGAUUUGCUCUCCUGGUAUUGUCACGGAGUUUGCACGUAUCGCCCACCACUUCCAAUUGCUCUAUGUAUAUUCCCUUAUCGAAACCAACAAGCGUCUUCGAAUUACUGGCUUCCGAAGCAUAUCUUCCAUCUCCAGCCGCGACGUUCAUGCAGGUGACCAUCUUGGCUACCAGCUUGAUGCAUAUUUCCCUUUUGAUCCUUAUCAACUGCCUCGCAGCCGACGUUGGCUGGAAGGUGAUUACGUUGAGUGGCGAGGUGUCCCAGGACUGGACGAUAGCAAUGACUCCGACAGCGGUGCCGAUGACGAUGAUGACGACAAUGAGGACGGUACAGCCACCGACGAUGAAUGA
This is a messenger RNA of Penicillium taxi, 2058 nucleotides long. RefSeq names its product rDNA-binding RNA polymerase I transcriptional factor. Gene Ontology annotation, molecular function: RNA polymerase I general transcription initiation factor activity; RNA polymerase I core binding. Bases 1 to 2058 code for a protein of 685 amino acids. The transcript has a single exon. Gene Ontology annotation, cellular component: nucleus. The record is from RefSeq and is a predicted model, not a curated record. NCBI's taxonomy places the organism in Eukaryota, Fungi, Ascomycota, Eurotiomycetes, Eurotiales, Aspergillaceae. Gene Ontology annotation, biological process: transcription initiation at RNA polymerase I promoter.